This is a messenger RNA of Cicer arietinum (chickpea), 1930 nucleotides long. Its product is annotated as 3-ketoacyl-CoA synthase 4. Lineage: Eukaryota; Viridiplantae; Streptophyta; Magnoliopsida; Fabales; Fabaceae. Gene Ontology annotation, molecular function: acyltransferase activity, transferring groups other than amino-acyl groups. Gene Ontology annotation, biological process: fatty acid biosynthetic process. Gene Ontology annotation, cellular component: membrane. The record is from RefSeq and is a predicted model, not a curated record.
GCGCUUUUUCCAAUUUCAUAUUGGCAUUUCUAAAUAUGCCGAUGACCACCACCGCAACGAUAGACGAAAACGCCGCCGCCGCCGGUGUUCGGAUCCCUCGCCAUCAACAUCUCCUAGGUUUCCUCCGCAACGUUAAACUCAAGUACCUAAAAUUAGGUUACCAUUGCUUAAUAUCAAAUCUCUUAACCCUAAGUUUAAUCCCGUUAAUCAUAGUCACGUUAAUCCAAAUCUCCCAAACUAAAAACCUCAAUCACCAAUGGCUUUAUCAUCAUCUCCAAUACAACUACAAUUUCUUCACUAUUCUCACAUUCUUUUGUUUCAUAAUCUUCGCUCUCACGCUCUACCAAUUCACGCUGCCACGCGCCGUUUACCUCGUCGAUUUCUCGUGUUUCCGUCCCGCCGAUAACCUCAAAGCUCCUUCCCACCGUUUCAUAGAACAUUCUCUUCUCACCGGCGAUUUCGACAAUUCCUCCUUAGAUUUUCAGCGCAAGAUUCUCCUUCGUUCCGGUCUCGGCGACGAAACCUACGUUCCCGAAGCAAUGCAUUACAUCCCUCCCCGUCCUUCGAUCUCCACCGCGAGAUCUGAAGCUGAAUCCGUUAUGUUUGGUGCAUUGGAUAAUCUUUUCAUUAACACUAACCUAAAUCCUAAAGAAAUUGGAAUUCUUGUUGUGAAUUGUAGUUUGUUUAACCCUACACCUUCACUUUCUUCCAUGAUUGUUAAUAAAUACAAAUUGAGAAGUAACAUUAGGAGUUUCAAUUUAGGUGGAAUGGGUUGUAGUGCUGGUGUUAUAGCCAUUGAUCUUGCAAGAGAUUUGUUGAGGGUUCAUUGGAAUAAUACUUAUGCUGUUGUUGUUAGCACUGAGAAUAUUACUCAAAAUUGGUACUUUGGGAAUAAUAAAUCAAUGCUUAUUCCCAAUUGUUUGUUUAGAGUUGGUUGUUCUGCUUUGUUGCUGUCUAAUAAAUCUGUUGAUAAAAAGAGGGCUAAGUAUAAACUUGUUCACAUUGUGAGGACGCAUUGUGGUGCGGACGAUAAGGCUUUUCGAUGUGUUUAUCAGGAACAGGAUGAUGCAGGGAAAAUCGGUGUUUCAUUGUCUAAAGAUUUGAUGGGAAUUGCUAGUUUAGCACUUAAAACUAACAUCACGAGACUUGGUCCUCUUGUGCUUCCGGUUACCGAGCAGCUUCUGUUUUUUGCUACUUUGAUUUUGAGGAAGUUUUUUAAAGAUGAUGCGAAGCCUUAUAUACCAGAUUUUAAGCUCGCGUUCGAUCAUUUCUGUAUACAUGCUGGUGGAAGGGCUGUGAUUGAUGAACUAGAGAAGAAUCUUCAAUUGCUUCCUGUCCAUGUGGAGGCUUCUAGGAUGACGCUUCAUCGGUUCGGGAACACUUCGUCUAGCUCUAUUUGGUAUGAGUUGGCAUAUAUUGAAGCUAAAGGAAGGAUAAAGAAGGGUGGCAAGGUUUGGCAGAUUGCAUUUGGAAGUGGUUUUAAGUGUAAUAGUGCUGUAUGGGAGGCCCUUUGUGAUGUGAGGCCUUCUCCAAAUGGACCUUGGGAAGAUUGCAUUGAUAAGUAUCCUGUGGAAAUACUCACAUAGCUUGGUUACCAUAUUGGAUAGAAACUUAGAAUUGGAUUCUCUUGUAAUGUUGUUGUCUUGUUCAAUGUACCACUUACACUUCAGAUUGAAUGUGUUUCUGGUGUCCUACACGGAUCAGUGUUGGACACCAAUACUACACCAUGUGUGAUUACAUGUGUAAAUGUCGUGUCCGAUUUCCUUGUUUGUGUCACUGAUUCAUAGGUUGUAGUCUUGUAGAUAUCUUCACUGUAAAUUCAGUAGCUCAGUUUGUGUUUAGUGUCAAAUUUUAGGUGUCUAGAGCAAAAUACGAUAUGGGGAAUUCCUGAUUUUUCUUCUCCCGUAAAUUCUCAUUACGACUUUUCCUC